Rotaria sp. Silwood1 is the source of this 190-nucleotide messenger RNA. The record is from the annotation of a GenBank genome assembly. NCBI's taxonomy places the organism in Eukaryota, Metazoa, Rotifera, Eurotatoria, Philodinida, Philodinidae.
AAACAUAAUUUUGAUUGAAUUAUUUUAGAAGGGGAACAAAAAAAUAAUUUUUUUUUUGUAUUAUUUUGUUUAGACACGAAGAGUAUUAAAUGUUUGUGAAAAAAAUCCAAUUGAUGAACAUCCAUUAAAUUAUGAUGAAUAUAAUCCAUUUAAUAUUUGUGCUGCAUCCAAUGUACCACAUUUAUCGUGA